GAGAGAAGCUGCUGGGGACAUCUCUCACCGUGCAUCCCGAAAGAAACGUUGGUGCAGUCUGACGAGAGCAGGCUCUAUCCCAAAACUUAACUUAGACCAUUGGUACCUCGUUCUGUAUCUCGCAUCUGAGGAGCUUGAUGCGCACCGCGUGAAGAAAAGUGUCUCAUGUUGGGGGCGCAUCUAAGGAUGACAAAAGAGUCUUCUGCAAACGCGUGGGGAAGCGCACAACUUUCGUCGACUCCAGUGUCUUAGUUUGUAUCUGUUCAAGAUAACGAAAACCAAAUCAGAUUAGACAGAAAAUCCAGGAUUCCCACGCUCACACAUGCGCGCCGCUGCAGGACCGUAGCGCAGCGCACACCUUUAAAUGAAUAUGGGCUUUCUGUUGGGGGAGCAUCCGACGAGAUUUGGAAACUUGUGAGUGACCGGUAUCGGGGACCAACGGCCACCCCAUCUGGAAGGUGGUGGCGACGCCGCCAAACUUUUCUGUUUUAGCACUUCAACAGUAGUUUUCGCUGACCCUGACACAUCAGCGCUCUUGGAUGUUGACUAUCAUACGUUUACACUUGCAAUCGGCUUCAGUUUUUGUCUGUUUGUUUGGGUUGAAACAUGGCUUUCAGAAACGAUUUUGGUGGAUUGUUAAUGCUUCUACUGCUCGCAUUGGAUGUUUCAGUGACUUCUGGAACCAACCUGGAGCCAAUCUACUGGAAUUCUUUAAAUAAAAGGUUUAAUGAUGAAAAAGGAUAUGUGCUGUACCCCCAGAUUGGGGACCGCCUGGACCUGAUCUGCCCAGCGUCACUGCCCCCUGGGCCACACUCGACAGAGGACUAUGAGUAUUACAAGCUCUACCUGGUGAGCACAAGGGAGCAGGCAGAGCGCUGUGAGAUUAUCGGAGCCCCUAACCUUCUUCUGACCUGUGACAAGCCUACGAGUGACAUGCGCUUCACUAUCAAGUUCCAGGAGUACAGUCCCAAUCUCUGGGGACACGAGUUCAAGACACAGCAUGACUACUACAUAAUCACUACCUCUGAUGGAACAAGACAAGGCCUGGAGAGCAUAAGAGGAGGAUCCUGUCAAAGCAAGGGCAUGAAGGUCAUCCUCAAAGUCGGUCAGAAUCCCCACAACGUGGGCCCUAAACCCCAGAAGCCGAAUGUGGACAUUUCCCCCGAUGUGCCAUCGGAGUUUGAUCCAAACCGGGCCCCCAAUAAGGAGAACCCCUCAGGUUCUUCUGGAAAUUCGACCAAUAAGGGAAAUGGUGAGAAUGGGCCACUCCCAGCCUCCAACAUUCCCAUCAUUGCCGGUGCAGCUGGAGGGUCAGCUUUUCUCCUUAUCAUCGCCAUCAUCAUCGCAGUGGUUUGCUAUCGGAGACGACAGUCCAAGCACUCUGACACGCACCACCCACCACUGUCCUUGUCUACUCUAACCAGCCCCAAGAGAGGUGGCAACAACAACGGAUCGGAGCCGAGCGAUAUCAUUAUCCCGCUACGGACUUCCGACAGUGCCUUCUGUCCACACUAUGAGAAGGUCAGCGGGGAUUAUGGACACCCAGUCUAUAUAGUCCAAGAAAUGCCCCCCCAGAGCCCAGCCAAUAUUUAUUAUAAAGUAUGAACACACUGUGUUGCUCUAGGAGUACAUUUUUCCUUUUUUUUUGUUUUAAACUGGUCUGGCUGCAUUUUGUAACAGCUUUUACAUUUUUCUUUUUUACAGUCUGUUGUAAGAAGCACAGACUUUCUUUGCAACUUUUUUGCUUUAUGAACAACCCCCAGACC
Polypterus senegalus (gray bichir) is the source of this 1766-nucleotide messenger RNA. It is a transcript of the gene efnb3b, whose product is annotated as ephrin-B3b. Gene Ontology annotation, biological process: ephrin receptor signaling pathway; axon guidance. The transcript has 5 exons. The record is from RefSeq and is a predicted model, not a curated record. NCBI's taxonomy places the organism in Eukaryota, Metazoa, Chordata, Cladistia, Polypteriformes, Polypteridae. Gene Ontology annotation, cellular component: plasma membrane. Gene Ontology annotation, molecular function: ephrin receptor binding. The coding region runs from base 607 to 1605 and encodes 332 amino acids.